Messenger RNA from Arachis ipaensis, 810 nucleotides. Lineage: Eukaryota; Viridiplantae; Streptophyta; Magnoliopsida; Fabales; Fabaceae. The record is from RefSeq and is a predicted model, not a curated record.
AUUCAAAGACAGAGCAAUCGUUGACCAUGUAUAAGGUGCAAUCAAAACAUUUUCUUAGUACAAUAAUGCAAGAGAUCUAAAAGCCGAUACAGGAAGUUAGAAGAGCGUGAUAUAUGUUAUAUAUUACAUUCACUCUCUGCAAUAAUCUCAAUAAUAGUUAGAAUUGUAAUUCAAUAUGUCGUCAUCUUCUUGUACAACAAAGUACGAUGUAUUCAUUAGCUUCAGAGGUGAGGACACCCGCGAAACCUUCACGGCCCAUCUGUCUAAAGCACUGGAAAACAAGACAAUCCGGGCAUACGUGGAUGAUCGUCUCCCGAGAGGAGAAGAAAUCUGGCCAACACUGGAGGAAGCAAUCGAGAGCUCGCUGAUGUCGAUCGUGAUUUUCUCAGAAAACUACGCGACCUCCAAGUGGUGCUUAGAAGAGCUCGUCAAGAUUAUUCAAUGGAGGGAAGAUCACGGUCAGGUUGUUAUACCAGUGUUCUACAGAACAGAGCCGUCACAUAUACGGUAUCAGAGAGGGAGUUUUGAGAAAGCCUUUGCUAAACACGAAAGAGAUUUCGCAGAGAGCGAAUCCAACAGAGAGAAGAUAAGAAAGUGGAGAAAGGCUCUCAAGAAAUCAGCUGAUAUUUGUGGAUGGCACUCCAAAAACUAUGCGUAAGUAUAUGAGAAAUAAUAAUUCUUAUAUUUUGUUUCAAGUCCACCAUCACUGCGGGACAACCGCCACCAGCUAUCCGCCGUUACUUUUGUCGUUCUAAAUUUUAAAUUUUAAAUAUUAAAUUUUAAAUUUUAAAUUAUAAAUUAAUCUUAAUU